CAGUCCUUGACCGAUGUCGCGCUGUGCACUGGUGUCAUCACUACUGUUACGAUUAUAGUACGGUCUGGUCUCCGAGACUUAAACGCUUCCGCGUAUACCGAAGUCGGUUUUAUUAUAUAUAUUUAUAUAAUUUAGUUUUAUAAAUUCUUCGUCAUAAUAAAAUAAUUUCACGUUUAUUGCAUUUGUAUAUUUAUAGUGAUUAUAAUAUACGUAAAUUGUGUAAAAAUCAAAGCAGUUUAGUGUGAAUAUUGGUGGAACGGGAAUAUUCCAGCGAUAGGUGUAUAGGACGAUACGUGAAGGAAGAAAUUGAGUCGUUUAAAAUAUGAAAGCUGCCGGCGUAGUACUACAUCCCGGUAGUUGGUCGAGAUGGUCACUGUUUUUAAUUUUGUGGACAAACUUUGCCAGCGUGCUUGGUCGAACCGCUUUUGAAAAACUCACUGAAUUAGAUUACAAAGGCACUACAUAUUACACAGUAAAAAACUUGACGCUGUACGAGUGCCAAGGAUGGUGCCGAGAAGAGCCAGAGUGCCAAGCAGCUUCAUUUAGUUUCGUCUUAAACCCGUUGACGCCCAUACAAGAAACUGUUUGUCAAUUACAAAAUGAGACAACUGCCAAUAAUCCAGCGGCAGCCCCUCAGCGCUCUGUCAACUUGUAUUACAUGGUGAAGAUGCAAAUACGAUCUGAUAAUGUAUGUUUGAGGCCAUGGUCUUUCGAGAGGGUACCAAACAAAAUGAUUCGGGGACUAGAUAACGCGUUGAUCUACACGUCGACGAAAGAAGCAUGUCUAGCCGCCUGUUUAAAUGAGCACCGUUUCACUUGCCGUUCUGUGGAGUAUAAUUACGUAACACUCCAGUGUCAUUUAAGUGAUUCGGACAGGAGAACCACUGGUCAGUACGUGCAAUUUGUCGAAGCACAGGGUGUUGAUUACUUUGAAAAUCUCUGCAUCAAAGGUAAUCAAGCUUGCAAAGGAAAUCGCGUUUUUCAAGUGCCCAGGAUCGGAGUGGCCGACGACAAAGUAGCACAAUACGCCGCAUUGCAUUACUACAACGACAAGGAACUGCAGGUGACCAGCGAAUCAGCUUGUCGGUUGGCUUGCGAGAUCGAGAAUGAGUUCCUCUGCCGGUCGUUCAUCUUCAAAGGACCGCCGGUAGGUACGACGUACAACUGCGAGCUGUUCCAUUUGGACCACAAGACACUGCCAGACGGACCCAGCACGUACUUAAACGCGGAACGACCAUUGAUCGACGACGGGCAAAAGAUUGGCAACUACUAUGAAAACUACUGCGAGAAAUCCACGACACCGCCUCACGAACAACUGCCGGUCGUGUUCGAGAGUACCGACGAUCCGGCGUUGAACUUGACUAGAACCGAUUUGAACUGUGACAAGACAGGAACGUGUUACGAUGUAUCGGUACAUUGUAAAGAUACAAAGAUAGCUGUUCAAGUACGCACGAACAAACCAUUCAACGGUAGAAUAUACGCGCUCGGCAGAUCGGAGACAUGCAACAUAGACGUGCUCAACAGUGACCAAUUCCGAUUGGAUCUAACAAUGGCUGGUCAAGACUGUAAUACCCAGUCGGUGACCGGAGUGUUCUCAAAUACAGUAGUCCUCCAACACCAUAGCGUAGUAAUGACAAAAGCGGACAAAAUCUACAAAGUCAAGUGCACGUACGACAUGUCUUCGAAGAACAUUACAUUCGGGAUGAUGCCAAUCAGGGACCCGGAGAUGAUAAGCAUUACUUCGGCGCCAGAAGCACCGCCACCAAGAAUUAGAAUCCUUGAUUCCCGAGCAAGAGAAGUAGAGACGGUCCGAAUCGGCGACAAGUUGACAUUCAGAAUCGAAAUUCCUGAAGACACACCGUACGGUAUCUUCGCGAGGAGUUGCGUGGCUAUGGCCAAGGAUUCGAAGAGUACGUUCCAGAUCAUCGACGACGAAGGGUGUCCGGUAGACCCGACCAUAUUCCCCGGUUUCUCACCCGAAGGCAACGCACUGCAGUCCGUCUAUGAAGCGUUCCGGUUCACGGAGUCAUACGGCGUGAUAUUCCAGUGCAACGUUAAAUACUGUCUGGGCCCGUGCGAACCGGCUGUUUGCGAAUGGGGCCGAGACUCAGUGGAGUCCUGGGGACGGCGCAGAAGGUCGGUGUCUAGUGCUCAGCCUAACAACAACGACACUGCCGAAAACAGUGAAGACAUGACGCAGAUCAGUCAGGAAAUACUGGUGUUGGACUUUGGCGAUGAAAAACAAUCGCAAUUCUUGAAGAGCAAUGAGCCGCAGUACACGGAUUUCAACAAAGAUAAAACUAUCACCAUUGUGGAACCGUGCCCGACCAAAACGUCCGUACUCGCAUUGGGCAUCACGUGCAUGCUACUCAUAUUAAUUUACGUCAGCACAGUGUUUUGUUACUAUAUGAAGAAAUGGAUGACUCCAAGGAAAAUGAUGGCAUAGAAAAUGUGUCGACUAAAAAAAUUGCCUACUCUUGUCAAUAAGCCAUGGUUGAUAAUAUAUACUCAAAUUAAAACCAACAGACAAUAAUGAUAAAACAACAAUAUAUUAUGUACGUAACGUCCCAAAAAUGUAAUAAGUAAAAUAUGCAAUAAUUCACAAAAUUAAUUUCGUAUACUUAUGAAUUACUGCACAAACAUUUUUUUACCACUGUUUAUAUCGAUAGGAACAGUAAAAAUAGUGUAUCUAUUACACAUUACAGAAAUCGAAUUCAUAUAAGCUAAUGUAAAUGUUAUCGCAUCUGGUGACAAACUCAAAAUUUUUGUAUAUAAAACAGGUUAAGUCCUAUAUAAUUUGAAUAAUUUAAGUUCGAUUAUGUGCCUAUUGGAAUUUCGCGCAUUUCCAUACAGUAUAUAUUUUAUACAUCAUGUCCGUGAUCCUCCCCCUCCCCAAUACAAUUAUUUUUAUCGUCGUUAUAAAAUAAUUGUAUAUAUUUAUUUUGUAGUCAUACUUACAUGCAUAAUACACAUGCAUGAUACUAUUUACUAUAUGUGUGUAAAGUAUACUUGUCAUGAAGAUGAAAAACUUGAAUAAUAUAUUAUAAAUAUUUAUAAUAAAAUUAAAUACAGUUAGGAAAACCUUAGUAAAUUAAAUUCGUAUUAAGUUUUUCCUCUUCUUGAUGAGUAUUACUUCAUUUUAAAUAUAAAAUUUAAUAAGAUUAUAUUUAUGUCUCAAUCUAGGCGCUCUCUACAA
Molecule: messenger RNA, 3196 nt
Organism: Rhopalosiphum maidis (corn leaf aphid)
Lineage: Eukaryota; Metazoa; Arthropoda; Insecta; Hemiptera; Aphididae
Gene: tyn
Source: RefSeq, a predicted model, not a curated record